ACUAUGUGAAUUACCUUGUUUUCCUAAUUUGGCCACUGGAUGCUGUUAGGUGACACGUUUUGUGCGUUGUGCUUGCUGAGACAGCUCUCGUAUAUGGUUGUUAUGUGAUAUUCGGCAAGCUGUUCUUUUUUGUCUCGUGUAUUAACGUCCUUAUUGUUUUUCUUGAAAUUGAUUUUCCUCUCUUAUUUCGAUAUUGUAUACAGCUCUUCUAUGUAUCAUUGUUCAUAUGAGUCUGUCUUUGACGCUACAGAGAUAUUUUUUAUAUCGGUGCAUAUGCUUUUUCCUACUUUUGUUGCUUGCGCUCAUGUAUCUAUGAUGACAUUUUUGUUGGCUGUAAACAGUUAUGUAUUGUGGACUACGUUUUGUGCGUUUUUUAAAACAACUAUCUAACAUUGCUUAACCAUGAAUAGUGGUCGUCUGUUGCUCCAUAUCCAUUUAUGAAGCGUAUUUAUAUUUACAAAACAACCUCCCAACCCAACGCCAGUGCGUUAGCGCAAUAGCAUUUCCGACUAAUCACUUAUAGCUCACAAUAGGGACUUUGUACCGUGGAACCAUGUGACCAAUUCACUUUGGAGAUAUAUGUCAUCGAAGUUCCCAAUAUUGUAAUGCACCUUAGGAAAAUGAUUUGAUGCUUAUUGAAUACUGAUGCCAGGGCAUGCGAAGAUAUUGCAGAGGGCGCUGCAAAAGGGAAUGUCGUAGAACAUAUGAAGACAGAUAAGGAUGAGAUUGAGGCAUACAAUUUUCAGGAUUAUAUUCUGAAUAUGCUUUAUUACUAGGAAAAGGGUAAGAAUUGCCUAUAUAGGUACCAACAUUUGAACGACGUAAAGGGGUUUGAUAAAACGACGGAAAUACAAAUACGUAGUUGUUUAACAUGCGGAUGAAAUGCCUGUUUUUUAACGGCUGGAUCACAAGCAAGUGAUGAAUCACCUGCACCUCCUUUGCCUAAGAGGAGUAGAUCCACUAGGACGACGCAACUCAAGCUGCAGAUUCAAGAGUUGGAAAACAAAACGAUGUGAAUAUAAGGGGUAGUGCCAUUAAUGAUAGAAAGUUUGAUUUUGCCGUUAAGGGUU
This is a messenger RNA of Babesia bovis T2Bo, 1070 nucleotides long. Its product is annotated as putative integral membrane protein. The transcript has a single exon. Lineage: Eukaryota; Apicomplexa; Aconoidasida; Piroplasmida; Babesiidae. The record is from RefSeq and is a predicted model, not a curated record. Bases 211 to 390 code for a protein of 59 amino acids.